CGCCGGAAGUGGCGUGACACUGCCUGUUAGCUUACGUCAUCGCGAGGCGCCGGAAAUGACAACGCUCUGGCGCGCGCCGGGCGCUAUUUCUACUGAGGCUUGGGGACCGGCGGUGGUGGCGGCACUGGGUGUUUUAACUCAAAUGGGUGAUGAAAAGGACUCUUGGAAAGUGAAAACUUUAGAUGAGAUUCUUCAGGAAAAGAAACGACGGAAGGAACAAGAGGAGAAAGCAGAGAUAAAACGCUUAAAAAAUUCUGAUGACCGGGAUUCCAAGCGGGAUUCCCUUGAGGAGGGGGAGCUGAGGGACCACCGCAUGGAGAUAACAAUAAGGAACUCUCCGUACAGAAGGGAGGACUCCAUGGAAGACAGAGGAGAGGAAGAUGAUUCUUUGGCAAUCAAACCACCCCAGCAAAUGUCUCGGAAAGAAAAGGCUCAUCACAGGAAAGACGAGAAAAGAAAAGAGAAACGUAGGCAUCGUAGUCAUUCAACAGAAGGGGGGAAGCAUGCUAGAGUGAAAGAAAAAGAAAGAGAACACGAACGUCGGAAACGUCAUCGAGAGGAGCAAGAUAAAGCCCGCCGGGAAUGGGAAAGGCAGAAAAGACGAGAGUUGGCAAGAGAGCAUUCUAGGAGAGAGAGGGAUCGCCUUGAGCAGCUAGAGAGGAAGCGAGAACGAGAGCGGAAGAUGCGAGAGCAGCAGAAGGAACAACGAGAGCAGAAGGAGCGGGAACGGCGAGCAGAGGAGCGGCGCAAGGAGCGAGAGGCCAGGAGGGAAGUUUCUGCACAUCACCGAACUAUUCGAGAUGACUAUGGUGACAAAGGGAAAGCAAGCCACUGGAGUCGCAGCCCCUUACGUCCACCUCGAGAGAGGUUUGAGCUGGGAGAUUGCCGGAAGCCAGCAAAAGAAGAGAAAAUGGAGGAGAGAGACCUACUGUCUGACUUACAAGACAUCAGUGAUAGCGAGAGGAAAACCAGCUCAGCUGAGUCCUCCUCAGCGGAAUCCGGGUCAGGUUCAGAGGAGGAAGAAGAGGAGGAGGAGGAAGAAGAGGAGGGAAGUAGCAGUGAAGAAUCAGAUGAGGAGGAAGAAGAAGAGGAAGAGGAGGAAGAGGAGGAGGAAACUGGGAGUAACUCUGAGGAUGCAUCUGCACAAUCGGCUGAAGAAGUGAGUGAAGAAGAAAUAAGUGAAGAUGAAGAGCGAGACAAUGAAAACCACAUAUUAAUUGUUCCAGAGUCACGAUUUGACCGAGAUUCUGGAGAGAGUGAAGAAGGGGAGGAAGAAGUGGGUGAGGGCACCCCACAGAGCAGCGCACUGACUGAAGGAGACUUCGUGCCCGACUCCCCAGCCUUGUCACCCAUCGAGCUCAAGCAGGAACUGCCCAAGUAUCUCCCUGCCUUGCAGGGCUGUCGGAGUGUAGAGGAGUUCCAGUGCCUGAACAGGAUCGAAGAAGGCACUUACGGAGUUGUGUACAGGGCAAAGGACAAGAAAACAGAUGAAAUUGUGGCUCUGAAGCGGCUGAAAAUGGAGAAGGAGAAAGAAGGCUUUCCAAUCACGUCACUGAGGGAGAUCAACACCAUCCUCAAGGCCCAACAUCCCAAUAUUGUGACUGUCAGGGAAAUCGUUGUAGGCAGCAACAUGGACAAGAUCUACAUCGUGAUGAACUAUGUGGAGCAUGACCUCAAGAGCCUCAUGGAGACCAUGAAGCAGCCUUUCCUACCAGGGGAAGUGAAGACGCUGAUGAUUCAGCUGCUGCGAGGUGUGAAGCACCUGCAUGACAACUGGAUCCUUCAUCGAGACCUCAAGACAUCCAACCUGCUACUGAGCCAUGCAGGCAUCCUCAAGGUGGGGGACUUUGGACUGGCGCGGGAGUACGGGUCUCCUCUGAAGGCCUACACCCCCGUCGUAGUGACCCUCUGGUACCGUGCCCCAGAGCUGCUGCUAGGUGCCAAGGAGUACUCCACAGCUGUGGACAUGUGGUCAGUGGGCUGCAUCUUUGGGGAGCUGCUGACUCAGAAGCCGCUGUUCCCUGGGAAAUCAGACAUUGACCAGAUCAACAAAGUGUUCAAGGAUCUGGGGACACCCAGUGAGAAGAUCUGGCCUGGCUAUAAUGAACUCCCCGCUGUCAAGAAGAUGACCUUCACUGAGUACCCCUACAACAACCUCCGUAAACGCUUUGGGGCUCUCCUCUCAGACCAGGGCUUUGACCUCAUGAACAAGUUCUUGACCUACUUCCCUGGACGGAGGGUCAGUGCUGAAGACGGCCUUAAGCAUGAGUAUUUCCGGGAAACUCCCCUCCCCAUCGAGCCCUCCAUGUUCCCCACAUGGCCCGCCAAGAGUGAGCAGCAAAGGGUAAAACGCGGCACCAGCCCCCGACCCCCUGAGGGUGGCCUUGGCUACAGCCAGCUGGGUGAUGAUGACCUGAAGGAGACGGGCUUCCACCUCACCACCACCAACCAGGGUGCCUCAGCCGCAGGCCCAGGCUUCAGCCUCAAAUUCUGAGGCUCAGCUGGGACCCCUGAGCCUUGGGAGCAGUUCCUUCCAGAUCCAGCCCUGGCCUCAAGUCGUGGACUGCCGACGUUGGUUUUCACAUUUCAUUUUGUCUUGCUUUGUAAAUUUAUAGAAUUAAAUCACAUUUUCCUUGUUGUGGAAGGAAAAGCUGUAUUUUCUUAGGUCAGACUUGACCUGCCACCUGUGGCAUCAGUGACCAUGGAGGCCAGGCACCAGUCGUCACUUGGAGAGGGUGGGGGUAGGGGGUUAUUUGGUCCUAGGGCUCCUGCUGGGAUGCCUUCCUGUUGGGGCGGGGACAGGGACGGGACAACCCCAGGCUCCAAGAUGCAAGGUGGGUGUAGGUCCCCACCUCGGGGUUUUGUACAAGGUUGUUUUCAGAUAUAGUAAAAUAUUCUUGCAGGAA
Molecule: messenger RNA, 2906 nt
Organism: Erinaceus europaeus (western European hedgehog)
Lineage: Eukaryota; Metazoa; Chordata; Mammalia; Eulipotyphla; Erinaceidae
Product: cyclin-dependent kinase 11B
Exons: 20
Coding region: 56-2494 (812 amino acids)
Biological process (GO): regulation of mitotic cell cycle; protein phosphorylation
Cellular component (GO): nucleus
Molecular function (GO): cyclin-dependent protein serine/threonine kinase activity; ATP binding
Source: RefSeq, a predicted model, not a curated record